This is a messenger RNA of Diorhabda sublineata, 4425 nucleotides long. RefSeq names its product phosphoinositide 3-kinase regulatory subunit 4 (gene Vps15). The record is from RefSeq and is a predicted model, not a curated record. Bases 130 to 4218 code for a protein of 1362 amino acids. Gene Ontology annotation, cellular component: phosphatidylinositol 3-kinase complex, class III, type II; phosphatidylinositol 3-kinase complex, class III, type I; nucleus-vacuole junction. The transcript is spliced from 16 exons. Gene Ontology annotation, molecular function: protein serine/threonine kinase activity; ATP binding; protein binding. NCBI's taxonomy places the organism in Eukaryota, Metazoa, Arthropoda, Insecta, Coleoptera, Chrysomelidae. Gene Ontology annotation, biological process: macroautophagy; protein targeting to vacuole; protein phosphorylation.
AUUUUUAUUUUAUCUAUGUUUGACAUUAACAAAACAACAACACAAUCGAGUAUACAAUCUUAGAACACAAUUGUAUAGUCUCCAUACGUAUGAAUUUGAUAAAAUAGUGAAUUUUCGAAGGGAUUCAUCAUGGGUAAUCAACUAGUGGGCAUAGCGCCUUCUCAAAUCUACACAGUAGACCGAUAUCUAACUGAUAUUCCAAAUAUAAAAUUCGACACAAGUCUCGGAAGCACUCGGUUUUUAAAAGUAGCCAGAGCUGAUUCUCAAGAGGGAUUGUUAGUAGUAAAGGUAUUUACGAUUCACGAUCCCUCGUUACCGCUCUCCCCUUACAAAGACCAUUUAGAAAAUGUGAGAAAGAAAUUGAGCUCUGCAGUCAACUGCUCACCAUAUCAGAGAAUUAUUCUAACGGAAAAAGCGGGAAUAAUAAUGAGGGAGUACAUAAAAUAUAGUUUGUAUGAUAGAAUUAGUACUAGACCGUUUUUAACGGAUAUCGAAAAACGUUGGAUAACUUUCCAAAUAUUAUACGCCCUCCAUCAAUGUCACAAAGUUGGGGUUUGUCACGGUGAUAUUAAACUCGAAAAUAUUACAGUAACUUCUUGGAAUUGGGUUAUGUUGGUUGAUUUCGCUUCGUUUAAACCGACUUUCCUUCCGAUUGAUAAUCCAGCUGAUUAUUCGUAUUUUUUUGAUACAUCUCGUAGAAGGGUUUGUUAUUUAGCCCCAGAAAGAUUUUCUAGUACUAGUACUACGAUAACUGAAAGUAGUUCAUUAAUUGCUGAAGCAAAUUGUGAUUCUGGUGACUUAACACCGGCUAUGGACAUUUUUUCUGCGGGAUGCGCGUUAUUAGAACUUUGGAACGAAUUACACGUUCCUUUUGAAUAUUCUCAACUAUUAUCCUAUUGUAAUGGGAAAUAUUCUCCUCAAAAACAUCUUAAUAAAUUAGAGGAUCCUAAUCUCAAGUCUCUAAUAUCGAACAUGAUAGAAAAAUAUCCUUCUAAAAGAAAGAGCGCCGAGGAUUACUUAGCGGAAUAUCGUGGAACUUUAUUUCCAGAAUAUUUUUUUUCGUUUUUACAAUCGUAUAUGCUGAUUUUUUCAUCUAGUCCCAUAUUAUCAGCCGAUGAGAAAAUAAUUCGUUUAAAGAACGAUAUAAACGAUAUAUUUACCUUUUUGGGGCCUAUGACUAAGUCCAAGGAAGAUAACGAUAGUGAUAAAACAGAUAAUGAAAAAAUUGAUAAAGGAGAAUGUGAAGGACUAGUUAUUAUAACAGCUUUAGUGACUUCUUGUAUAAGAGGGCUCCAUACGUGUUCCUCUAAACUAUACAGUUUAGAAAUUUUAUUAGAAUUAGCAUCGCAUGCUAGCGACGAAACUGUAUUAGAUAGAAUUGUACCUUAUAUAAUGUAUUUAGCGCACGAUAGUUCCACGCGAGUCAAAAUAUCAGCUAUAAAUACAAUAACAAAAUGUUUAGAUUUGGUUAGUAAAAUAUCUAGAUCGGAUGCUAACGUCUUUCCGGAAUAUAUACUACCAGAACUUGCUCCCCUAGCGACCGAUCCGAAUACUUGUGUUAGAGCGGCUUAUGCUAAAAAUAUAGCAACUUUGGCCGAAAUAGCUUUAAGGUAUUUAGAACAGAUACAAAAUGAUUGGUACGAUAAUAAUAAUACCAAUAAACAAACAGAGGAACACACGUUCAAUUACGAGCUGGAAUUGCAAGCUUUACACGAUAUGGUAUCACAAACCGUAACUGCCCUUUUGACUGAUACACAAGCCGUCGUGAAACAAACGAUGAUGGAUAGCGGUAUUACGAAAUUAUGUGUGUUUUUUGGAAAAGUCAAAGCAAACGACAUUUUACUAUCACAUAUUAUCACAUUUUUAAAUGAUAAAGAAGACAAAGAAUUACGAGGAACUUUUUUUGAUUGCGUAAUUGGUGUGGCGGCUUAUAUAGGGUGGCACUGUUCCGGAAUAUUCACCCCCCUUUUACUUCAGGGUUUAAGUGAUUCUUCUGAAUUUGUAACGGCUAAAAGUAUAAACGCAAUGUCCCAUUUAACAGAACUGAACCUAGUGACUAAACCAUCGCUGUGCGAAUUAGUCACAGAAUGUUCCUACUUUUUGGUACACCCUAGUUUAUGGAUAAGACAAGCAGUAGCCGGUUUCAUAUCCACUGCGGCUAGAAACCUUCCAGUUCUGGACGUACAAUGCAAAAUAAUACCGAAAUUGAAGAUCUACAUGAAAUAUCAGUUGAUACAGAUAGAUAAACCGGAACUUCUGUUGGAAUGUUUGGUGAGUCCGAUACCGAGGAAUGUUUAUGACAGUGUCGUUAGUUACAACGAAAUAGAUUCGAUUUUCGAGUUAUUGAAGGAAAGAAGAUGUUUGAGAGAGUGUGUUAAUACAGGGAAAAUACCAACUACGGAUUAUUACAGGGACGCCCAACCUAGUUUGAAAAAAUUGGUUAAGAGAUUGGAAGCUAACGGAAUGAACGAAAAUAUCGAAGAGUAUUUUUUGAGAAUGGCGCAUCAUUUGAAAAAAAUCAACAAGUACAAAAUAAUCCAAUCGGAAAAUAGGUUGAAUAGAACUUCGGAGGGGAAAAUUGAAAUAAGUUCCAUUAACGGAUCGGUGAAAAGCCACGUGAUGAAUUUGGGGGAGACCCAAAAGGGGGACUACUUAACUAACAGACUACACAGAACUAACACUUCCGGAUCAAUAGACACUAACAUUAACUCAGAAUGGAAUUAUAGUACUGAAGUAUUAACAAGACAUUCAGAAAGUACCAAUUCCGGCGGUCCACCAUCGAGAUCUACAUCUAGCAGACCAUCUUCGCCUCCGCCGGAUACCAACAUUCAAUUUAAUACCACAGAACCGUCUUCGAAUGCCAGUCUACACGAAAGAUCUUACAUACAAUACCGAAAAUCGGAUUGUUACAUCGAACUGGCAAAUUUGAAAAAUAGACAACAGGAUCACUAUUUUGAAGCUUUAAGAAACAAAGAAUGGGUGGAACAGGCAACUUGGCGUCCACAAUUACCGCCCCCGGGUUGGAGAUUGAGAGGCGUUUUGAUAGCCCAUUUGCACGAACAUAAAGGAGCCGUAAACAAAUUGUGCGUUUUACCGGAUACCCCGUACUUCGCCAGUUCUUCUGUAGACGGUUACGUAAGGUUAUGGGAUUGCGCUAAAAUGGAAGGUAAAAACAUCGCCAACAGAUCAAAACAAUACUUCAAACAUUCGUCGAAUAUAACCGGCAUGGCGGUGUGCGAAAGCGGACAAUCCUUAGGCGUGAUAUGUCAAGAUGGUUCCGUCAAUAUAUUGAGAAUAGACAACGCGAACAAUAAGAUGACGCCCGGACAAUUUCGACAAUUGAACCCGUACGACGAAGGUUUCGCCGUCGACGUUCAAUGUUUGGAUUCGGGAUCGCAGAGCGUGUUAGUUUACGCCACUCUGUACGGUUCUUUGGUCGGUUGGGAUCUUAGAGCGCCGGGGGUGGCUUUCAGAUUGGAAAACGGUUUAAAGAGCGGGGUUGUAACGACUUUCUGUUUGGAUUCGCACCAGAGUUGGUUGAUGCUCGGUACCAGUAAUGGUACCCAUUCCGCGUGGGAUUUGAGAUUCCAAUUACCUAUCAUGACUUUUGAUCAUCCGUCAGGUAACGUAAGAAUAAAAAAAGUGAUGAGUCACCCGACGGAACAUUCUUGGGUACUUUCCAGCGUUCAAGGUAACAACGAAAUAUCUAUGUGGAACAUAGAAACCAGCUUCAGACAGGAAGUUUUAUGGGGCAGUACCACGCCGCCUCUCUCGAAACAAGUGAGUUCGUUGGUAAAUUGGAAGGAAAAUAUUAUUUUUUAUGGUUUUCAGGGUACACCACACAGCGUGUGCGCAAUGUUGGGCGGUUGUAUUGAUAGAUCUCCAUUUCUUUUAACCGGUGGUAGCGAUCAAAGAUUGAGGUUUUGGAAUUUGGGAAAAUCUAGUUUUGAACAAUCUUAUUUGGCCAUUCCAGCAGCUAGCGAUCCCGUCGGUACGGCGUUGAGCUACAGACAACGAGUGAUUGAUGGUACUAGCGUGAUAUACGAAGAAGCUUGUACUAUGAGAAAACUCGAUAGGGGUGAAGAAAUACCAAGACCGGGACCAGAACCGCCAGCUGCUGGUCAUAGAGAUUGCAUUUCAGAUAUCGCUAUGUGUAAAGCGUCGCAAUGUUUCUUGGUAACUUCGUCUAGAGAUGGUGUUAUAAAAGUAUGGAAAUAAGGAAUUCACCUCUAAACUUAUUUAUUUAUUAGGAAAAAUUAAUCACGUCGUUGUCCUAUUAACUUAUAUAACAAAAACUUUAUUAUUUUCGUCAUAUAAAAAAAAAACUUUGUGAGUUAGAAAAACAUGUGAUAUUCUCAAAUAUUUUAAGUAUUUUUUCAGUUUAUGUAAAUAUUAUUACAUAAUAAAGCGAUUAUUAAUCUUAAA